GGCAUCACUCCCCUGAAUAACAGGAUAGUCGGCGGUGAAGAUGCUCCACCUGGGAGUUGGCCUUGGCAGGUUAGUCUGCAGGGCUCUGGUGGCCAUGUUUGUGGUGGUUCCCUCAUCAACAGAGAGUGGGUGAUGUCUGCUGCUCACUGCUUUUCCAGUACAAGCACAUCCGGAUGGGAGGUUUCUCUUGGCCGUCAGAACCUCCAGGGCACAAACCCAAAUGAAGUGUCCAGAAGUGUUGCCAGAAUCAUUUUACACCCAAACUAUGAUGGUGACACCAACAACAAUGACAUCGCUCUGCUCAGACUCUCCUCACCAGUCACGUUCACAGACUACAUCAGACCUGUGUGUCUGGCAGCCAGUGGCAGUGUGUUCAACAAUGGUACAGAUAGCUGGGUCACCGGCUGGGGUGCAGUCAAUGAGGGAGUGUCCUUACCAUUCCCUGAAUCUCUACAAGAAGUGGAGGUUCCAGUUCUGGGAAACAGACAGUGUAACUGUCUCAAUGGAGUUGGUACAAUCACAGACAACAUGAUCUGUGCUGGAGUUCUGGUGGGAGGCAAAGACUCAUGUCAGGGUGACUCGGGAGGUCCGAUGGUAAGCAAACAGGGCUCCGUCUGGGUCCAGUCUGGAAUAGUUAGCUUUGGUUUUGGUUGCGCCCGACCCAAUUUGCCAGGAGUCUACUCCAGAGUGUCCAGUUACCAGCCCUGGAUCAACUCCCUGAUCCGCUCUGAUGAGCCAGGUUUUGUGCAGUUCAGUUCCAGUGGUGGGGACACUGAUGGCAGCUACACCUGUCCUGGUCUCCCACCACCUCUUACUACCACUACUGCUUCUGGCACUAGUACCAAUACCGCAGAACCCAGUGCUACAACCACAGAGCCAGGAUCUGUUGCAUCGAGUGCUGAAUUGUGUGGCAUCACUCCCCUGAAUAACAGGAUAGUCGGCGGUGAAGAUGCUCCACCUGGGAGUUGGCCUUGGCAGGUUAGUCUGCAGGGCUCUGGUGGCCAUGUUUGUGGUGGUUCCCUCAUCAACAGAGAGUGGGUGAUGUCUGCUGCUCACUGCUUUUCCAGUACAAGCACAUCCGGAUGGGAGGUUUCUCUUGGCCGUCAGAACCUCCAGGGCACAAACCCAAAUGAAGUGUCCAGAAGUGUUGCCAGAAUCAUUUUACACCCAAACUAUGAUGGUGACACCAACAACAAUGACAUCGCUCUGCUCAGACUCUCCUCACCAGUCACGUUCACAGACUACAUCAGACCUGUGUGUCUGGCAGCCAGUGGCAGUGUGUUCAACAAUGGUACAGAUAGCUGGGUCACCGGCUGGGGUGCAGUCAAUGAGGGAGUGUCCUUACCAUUCCCUGAAUCUCUACAAGAAGUGGAGGUUCCAGUUCUGGGAAACAGACAGUGUAACUGUCUCAGUGGAGUUGGUACAAUCACAGACAACAUGAUCUGUGCUGGAGUUCUGGUGGGAGGCAAAGACUCAUGUCAGGGUGACUCGGGAGGUCCGAUGGUAAGCAAACAGGGCUCCGUCUGGGUCCAGUCUGGAAUAGUUAGCUUUGGUUUUGGUUGCGCCCGACCCAAUUUGCCAGGAGUCUACUCCAGAGUGUCCAGUUACCAGCCCUGGAUCAACUCCCUGAUCCGCUCUGAUGAGCCAGGUUUUGUGCAGUUCAGUUCCAGUGGUGGGGACACUGAUGGCAGCUACACCUGUCCUGGUCUCCCACCACCUCUUACUACCACUACUGCUUCUGGCACUAGUACCAAUACCGCAGAACCCAGUGCUACAACCACAGAGCCAGGAUCUGUUGCAUCGAGUGCUGAAUUGUGUGGCAUCACUCCCCUGAAUAACAGGAUAGUCGGCGGUGAAGAUGCUCCACCUGGGAGUUGGCCUUGGCAGGUUAGUCUGCAGGGCUCUGGUGGCCAUGUUUGUGGUGGUUCCCUCAUCAACAGAGAGUGGGUGAUGUCUGCUGCUCACUGCUUUUCCAGUACAAGCACAUCCGGAUGGGAGGUUUCUCUUGGCCGUCAGAACCUCCAGGGCACAAACCCAAAUGAAGUGUCCAGAAGUGUUGCCAGAAUCAUUUUACACCCAAACUAUGAUGGUGACACCAACAACAAUGACAUCGCUCUGCUCAGACUCUCCUCACCAGUCACGUUCACAGACUACAUCAGACCUGUGUGUCUGGCAGCCAGUGGCAGUGUGUUCAACAAUGGUACAGAUAGCUGGGUCACCGGCUGGGGUGCAGUCAAUGAGGGAGUGUCCUUACCAUUCCCUGAAUCUCUACAAGAAGUGGAGGUUCCAGUUCUGGGAAACAGACAGUGUAACUGUCUCAAUGGAGUUGGUACAAUCACAGACAACAUGAUCUGUGCUGGAGUUCUGGUGGGAGGCAAAGACUCAUGUCAGGGUGACUCGGGAGGUCCGAUGGUAAGCAAACAGGGCUCCGUCUGGGUCCAGUCUGGAAUAGUUAGCUUUGGUUUUGGUUGCGCCCGACCCAAUUUGCCAGGAGUCUACUCCAGAGUGUCCAGUUACCAGCCCUGGAUCAACUCCCUGAUCCGCUCUGAUGAGCCAGGUUUUGUGCAGUUCAGUUCCAGUGGUGGGGACACUGAUGGCAGCUACACCUGUCCUGGUCUCCCACCACCUCUUACUACCACUACUGCUUCUGGCACUAGUACCAAUACCGCAGAACCCAGUGCUACAACCACAGAGCCAGGAUCUGUUGCAUCGAGUGCUGAAUUGUGUGGCAUCACUCCCCUGAAUAACAGGAUAGUCGGCGGUGAAGAUGCUCCACCUGGGAGUUGGCCUUGGCAGGUUAGUCUGCAGGGCUCUGGUGGCCAUGUUUGUGGUGGUUCCCUCAUCAACAGAGAGUGGGUGAUGUCUGCUGCUCACUGCUUUUCCAGUACAAGCACAUCCGGAUGGGAGGUUUCUCUUGGCCGUCAGAACCUCCAGGGCACAAACCCAAAUGAAGUGUCCAGAAGUGUUGCCAGAAUCAUUUUACACCCAAACUAUGAUGGUGACACCAACAACAAUGACAUCGCUCUGCUCAGACUCUCCUCACCAGUCACGUUCACAGACUACAUCAGACCUGUGUGUCUGGCAGCCAGUGGCAGUGUGUUCAACAAUGGUACAGAUAGCUGGGUCACCGGCUGGGGUGCAGUCAAUGAGGGAGUGUCCUUACCAUUCCCUGAAUCUCUACAAGAAGUGGAGGUUCCAGUUCUGGGAAACAGACAGUGUAACUGUCUCAAUGGAGUUGGUACAAUCACAGACAACAUGAUCUGUGCUGGAGUUCUGGUGGGAGGCAAAGACUCAUGUCAGGUAAGCUGCUGCUUCUUUUAUUUGUCACUCAUUGCUGAAUGUGUAAAGGACUUUGUGACAUCCUUAGUCGUGUCCUCUCCACGUCCCCAGGGUGACUCGGGAGGUCCGAUGGUAAGCAAACAGGGCUCCGUCUGGGUCCAGUCUGGAAUAGUUAGCUUUGGUUUUGGUUGCGCCCGACCCAAUUUGCCAGGAGUCUACUCCAGAGUGUCCAGUUACCAGCCCUGGAUCAACUCCCUGAUCCGCUCUGAUGAGCCAGGUUUUGUGCAGUUCAGUUCCAGUGGUGGGGACACUGAUGGCAGCUACACCUGUCCUGGUCUCCCACCACCUCUUACUACCACUACUGCUUCUGGCACUAGUACCAAUACCGCAGAACCCAGUGCUACAACCACAGAGCCAGGAUCUGUUGCAUCGAGUGCUGAAUUGUGUGGCAUCACUCCCCUGAAUAACAGGAUAGUCGGCGGUGAAGAUGCUCCACCUGGGAGUUGGCCUUGGCAGGUUAGUCUGCAGGGCUCUGGUGGCCAUGUUUGUGGUGGUUCCCUCAUCAACAGAGAGUGGGUGAUGUCUGCUGCUCACUGCUUUUCCAGUACAAGCACAUCCGGAUGGGAGGUUUCUCUUGGCCGUCAGAACCUCCAGGGCACAAACCCAAAUGAAGUGUCCAGAAGUGUUGCCAGAAUCAUUUUACACCCAAACUAUGAUGGUGACACCAACAACAAUGACAUCGCUCUGCUCAGACUCUCCUCACCAGUCACGUUCACAGACUACAUCAGACCUGUGUGUCUGGCAGCCAGUGGCAGUGUGUUCAACAAUGGUACAGAUAGCUGGGUCACCGGCUGGGGUGCAGUCAAUGAGGGAGUGUCCUUACCAUUCCCUGAAUCUCUACAAGAAGUGGAGGUUCCAGUUCUGGGAAACAGACAGUGUAACUGUCUCAAUGGAGUUGGUACAAUCACAGACAACAUGAUCUGUGCUGGAGUUCUGGUGGGAGGCAAAGACUCAUGUCAGGGUGACUCGGGAGGUCCGAUGGUAAGCAAACAGGGCUCCGUCUGGGUCCAGUCUGGAAUAGUUAGCUUUGGUUUUGGUUGCGCCCGACCCAAUUUGCCAGGAGUCUACUCCAGAGUGUCCAGUUACCAGCCCUGGAUCAACUCCCUGAUCCGCUCUGAUGAGCCAGGUUUUGUGCAGUUCAGUUCCAGUGGUGGGGACACUGAUGGCAGCUACACCUGUCCUGGUCUCCCACCACCUCUUACUACCACUACUGCUUCUGGCACUAGUACCAAUACCGCAGAACCCAGUGCUACAACCACAGAGCCAGGAUCUGUUGCAUCGAGUGCUGAAUUGUGUGGCAUCACUCCCCUGAAUAACAGGAUAGUCGGCGGUGAAGAUGCUCCACCUGGGAGUUGGCCUUGGCAGGUUAGUCUGCAGGGCUCUGGUGGCCAUGUUUGUGGUGGUUCCCUCAUCAACAGAGAGUGGGUGAUGUCUGCUGCUCACUGCUUUUCCAGUACAAGCACAUCCGGAUGGGAGGUUUCUCUUGGCCGUCAGAACCUCCAGGGCACAAACCCAAAUGAAGUGUCCAGAAGUGUUGCCAGAAUCAUUUUACACCCAAACUAUGAUGGUGACACCAACAACAAUGACAUCGCUCUGCUCAGACUCUCCUCACCAGUCACGUUCACAGACUACAUCAGACCUGUGUGUCUGGCAGCCAGUGGCAGUGUGUUCAACAAUGGUACAGAUAGCUGGGUCACCGGCUGGGGUGCAGUCAAUGAGGGAGUGUCCUUACCAUUCCCUGAAUCUCUACAAGAAGUGGAGGUUCCAGUUCUGGGAAACAGACAGUGUAACUGUCUCAAUGGAGUUGGUACAAUCACAGACAACAUGAUCUGUGCUGGAGUUCUGGUGGGAGGCAAAGACUCAUGUCAGGGUGACUCGGGAGGUCCGAUGGUAAGCAAACAGGGCUCCGUCUGGGUCCAGUCUGGAAUAGUUAGCUUUGGUUUUGGUUGCGCCCGACCCAAUUUGCCAGGAGUCUACUCCAGAGUGUCCAGUUACCAGCCCUGGAUCAACUCCCUGAUCCGCUCUGAUGAGCCAGGUUUUGUGCAGUUCAGUUCCAGUGGUGGGGACACUGAUGGCAGCUACACCUGUCCUGGUCUCCCACCACCUCUUACUACCACUACUGCUUCUGGAUGCACAGAGCCAGGAUCUGUUGCAUCGAGUGCUGAAUUGUGUGGCAUCACUCCCCUGAAUAACAGGAUAGUCGGCGGUGAAGAUGCUCCACCUGGGAGUUGGCCUUGGCAGGUUAGUCUGCAGGGCUCUGGUGGCCAUGUUUGUGGUGGUUCCCUCAUCAACAGAGAGUGGGUGAUGUCUGCUGCUCACUGCUUUUCCAGUACAAGCACAUCCGGAUGGGAGGUUUCUCUUGGCCGUCAGAACCUCCAGGGCACAAACCCAAAUGAAGUGUCCAGAAGUGUUGCCAGAAUCAUUUUACACCCAAACUAUGAUGGUGACACCAACAACAAUGACAUCGCUCUGCUCAGACUCUCCUCACCAGUCACGUUCACAGACUACAUCAGACCUGUGUGUCUGGCAGCCAGUGGCAGUGUGUUCAACAAUGGUACAGAUAGCUGGGUCACCGGCUGGGGUGCAGUCAAUGAGGGAGUGUCCUUACCAUUCCCUGAAUCUCUACAAGAAGUGGAGGUUCCAGUUCUGGGAAACAGACAGUGUAACUGUCUCAAUGGAGUUGGUACAAUCACAGACAACAUGAUCUGUGCUGGAGUUCUGGUGGGAGGCAAAGACUCAUGUCAGGUAAGCUGCUGCUUCUUUUAUUUGUCACUCAUUGCUGAAUGUGUAAAGGACUUUGUGACAUCCUUAGUCGUGUCCUCUCCACGUCCCCAGGGUGACUCGGGAGGUCCGAUGGUAAGCAAACAGGGCUCCGUCUGGGUCCAGUCUGGAAUAGUUAGCUUUGGUUUUGGUUGCGCCCGACCCAAUUUGCCAGGAGUCUACUCCAGAGUGUCCAGUUACCAGCCCUGGAUCAACUCCCUGAUCCGCUCUGAUGAGCCAGGUUUUGUGCAGUUCAGUUCCAGUGGUGGGGACACUGAUGGCAGCUACACCUGUCCUGGUCUCCCACCACCUCUUACUACCACUACUGCUUCUGGCACUAGUACCAAUACCGCAGAACCCAGUGCUACAACCACAGAGCCAGGAUCUGUUGCAUCGAGUGCUGAAUUGUGUGGCAUCACUCCCCUGAAUAACAGGAUAGUCGGCGGUGAAGAUGCUCCACCUGGGAGUUGGCCUUGGCAGGUUAGUCUGCAGGGCUCUGGUGGCCAUGUUUGUGGUGGUUCCCUCAUCAACAGAGAGUGGGUGAUGUCUGCUGCUCACUGCUUUUCCAGUACAAGCACAUCCGGAUGGGAGGUUUCUCUUGGCCGUCAGAACCUCCAGGGCACAAACCCAAAUGAAGUGUCCAGAAGUGUUGCCAGAAUCAUUUUACACCCAAACUAUGAUGGUGACACCAACAACAAUGACAUCGCUCUGCUCAGACUCUCCUCACCAGUCACGUUCACAGACUACAUCAGACCUGUGUGUCUGGCAGCCAGUGGCAGUGUGUUCAACAAUGGUACAGAUAGCUGGGUCACCGGCUGGGGUGCAGUCAAUGAGGGAGUGUCCUUACCAUUCCCUGAAUCUCUACAAGAAGUGGAGGUUCCAGUUCUGGGAAACAGACAGUGUAACUGUCUCAAUGGAGUUGGUACAAUCACAGACAACAUGAUCUGUGCUGGAGUUCUGGUGGGAGGCAAAGACUCAUGUCAGGGUGACUCGGGAGGUCCGAUGGUAAGCAAACAGGGCUCCGUCUGGGUCCAGUCUGGAAUAGUUAGCUUUGGUUUUGGUUGCGCCCGACCCAAUUUGCCAGGAGUCUACUCCAGAGUGUCCAGUUACCAGCCCUGGAUCAACUCCCUGAUCCGCUCUGAUGAGCCAGGUUUUGUGCAGUUCAGUUCCAGUGGUGGGGACACUGAUGGCAGCUACACCUGUCCUGGUCUCCAACCUUCUUCAGCUACUCCUUUAACAACAAGACCAAGUACUACUGCUCAAGCUGCAUUCAGUCCUGCAAGAGCAGUGUGUGGCAAUGCACCAGAGAAUAGUCGCGCCGUCGGUGACAGUGGUGUUGUCCCUGGAGGAAUGUGGCCCUGGAUUGCCAGUCUCUACAAAAAUGGGGCCUACACUUGUGCAGGAACCCUCAUUUCUGAUAACUUUGUCCUCACUAGUGACCAAUGCUUCUUCUCAAAUCCAAAUGUCCUUGAGUGGACUGUGUUCUUGGGUCACCAACAUAUCAACGGUUCUGACAAGUUUGACAUGUCUCUGGCUGUUGUGAAAAUUAAGUUCAGCGAACUGACAGGCUCUAAUGUUGCUGUGCUGCAACUGGCUAAAAGAGUCAGCUUCAGUGAUAUUGUCCAGCCUGUGUGUUUGGAUGUAAACAAUGACAUAUCCUUCCCUGUUGGGAGUCAAUGCUGGAUGGCAGGCUGGGGGAAAGGAAGUAAGAACAGAGGUGAUUAUAAAGCUGGAUCAGUGCUCCGAGACAUUGAAACUCAAGUAGCAAGUUGUGGCAAUGUUUUGGAUACAGGGAACAUUUGCACAUAUGCCAUGGACCUUCAAGAGGGGGAUCAGGGCAGCCCCCUGCUGUGCAAGUGGGACUCAUCUUGGUUCCACGUGGCCGUCGUUACAAUGAAUGAAAACAAGGUCCGUGCUGAUAUUCAGGUCUUUUCAAAAACAUCAAGAUUUGGGUCGUUCUUAAAGGAGACAGUUGGCGACAUGCCGUCUCCCGCAGUGUUUGCAACAGGAAAUACUCUCGGUUUCACCAAUUCCUUGUUUUUCACUUUCACUGUCAUUAUUAUCAUCAUGUUCCAGUUCCAGUGACCCCUCUCAUAAUCCCUCAUUUAUAUUCUGUACUGUUAAUGCACUUGAAAUACUGUGGUCAAACAAUAGAGAACACAUCACAAGAUGGUUUGUUUUUAUAUUAUACACGUUUACUCAUUUAGAAUAGCACAAUGUAUUUUACUCUAAGUACAAGUAACUGUAUAUUUCAUAUAAUUUACUCAAUGUACCCGUUGUCUUUUAAUAAUAACAUUAUUAAAACAUUAUUAAAGAUGUAUUUUUCUGAGCAACUAUGUAUCCUCAGAUAUAAUCGGAUUUGUUCACAUAAGGUUUUUCAAUAAAAGUUCCAUUAUAUAUAAGCAAAUGUCAAAGUUACUGAGGAGGAAAUGUUUUAGUUCAAAGUUAUUUAUUCCGAUGUUGAGCAGUCAUUGUCCAGACGAGGCUACACCUCUGAACCACAGGCAGCAAAUUCAUUUUAAUAGUCUAUGAUAAAGCAACCAGCCACAAGAAAGGCAUUCUAAUC
This is a messenger RNA of Solea senegalensis (Senegalese sole), 8665 nucleotides long. RefSeq lists its product as uncharacterized. The record is from RefSeq and is a predicted model, not a curated record. The transcript is spliced from 34 exons. Gene Ontology annotation, molecular function: serine-type endopeptidase activity. Bases 133 to 8184 code for a protein of 2683 amino acids. NCBI's taxonomy places the organism in Eukaryota, Metazoa, Chordata, Actinopteri, Pleuronectiformes, Soleidae. Gene Ontology annotation, biological process: proteolysis.